Molecule: messenger RNA, 700 nt
Organism: Arabidopsis arenosa
Lineage: Eukaryota; Viridiplantae; Streptophyta; Magnoliopsida; Brassicales; Brassicaceae
Source: the annotation of a GenBank genome assembly
AUCUCAAACCAAACCUACACCGCCACCAAAUCUCACUCUUCCUUCUCCAACAAUCUCCCAAAGGCGAAGAAAUGAUCUCGCCAUCGAAUCAAUGUCGGUCGAAGAGUCUUCUUCAACCGCUUCUUCAAUUUCCUCUGAGCUUGCCUCCGUGAUUUGUCCCUCGCUUGCUUACUCGAACACGCUCUUCUUCAGUUCUGGAUACAACGUGCAAGUGUUUGUUGAAGAUAAUGAGUCAGAGGAGAGGCUUGUGAAUCGGUUUAGAAGAGAAGUGAUGAGAACUGGUGUUAUACAGGAAUGUAAGAGAAGGAGAUACUUUGAGAAUAAACAAGAUGAGAAGAAACGUAGGACUCGUGAUGCUGCUAAGCGUAAUAAGAAAAGGCGUCCUCAAGCAAGGUUUACUCAAGAAACAAGGGAAGAAGCAGCAGCAGCAACUAAGAGUAAGAAAAAAGAUGAGGAAGAAGACAACUGGGAGAUGCCUGGUGGAGAUGUACCUUCUUGAAACACGAUUUCAGUAAAUAUAAUCUCCGGCCUUUUGGUUAAAUUUCGUAUUAUCCCGUUUUUAUUACUUGGUACGUUGUAAGUUGGAAAUGCGUUUACUGCAUAUUGUAACUUGCUUUUAGUAUUGAGUUCUCUUUGUUAAUGUCAAGGUAUCUAUAUUUGUCUUCUAAUAUUUCCUAAUGACUAAAAUCCGUUGCAUUUG